Molecule: messenger RNA, 3105 nt
Organism: Cimex lectularius (bed bug)
Lineage: Eukaryota; Metazoa; Arthropoda; Insecta; Hemiptera; Cimicidae
Gene: TAF1B
Product: TATA box-binding protein-associated factor RNA polymerase I subunit B
Exons: 10
Coding region: 85-2247 (720 amino acids)
Biological process (GO): nucleolar large rRNA transcription by RNA polymerase I; RNA polymerase I preinitiation complex assembly
Cellular component (GO): RNA polymerase transcription factor SL1 complex; RNA polymerase I core factor complex
Molecular function (GO): RNA polymerase I core promoter sequence-specific DNA binding
Source: RefSeq, a predicted model, not a curated record
UAAGGUUUAGAGAAUAGGGGAGGCUCAUAAGGUGUUACCGGCACUUCUCUAUGCUGGACUAACAACCAGGGCCCAAGCUGAAAAAUGGACAAUCCACAGUGUGUACAGUGCGGAGGGAAAGAAUACGUUUUGCACGAUGGAUUUUACUUCUGCCGCGAAUGCAAUGUCCAGUCUCAGGACAUACAAGAGAGAGUAUUUGAUAGUUUUUUUGCAUCUCAAAUGGUCAUACCUGAUACAAAUGUGAGUGAAUACCAAUCGCAAGAAGUCUAUUCCCAAGAACAAAAAGAUGAGAAGGAAGUGACAUCGUGGGAAGUUUUCAAUUAUAUUCUAAAAGGCUUGGUAGAUGAGAUGAUUCUCAUCGGGGCACCCAAAGAAUUGAAAAUUGUCGCUCUUCAAAUUUGGUGCACCUAUUUACAGCAGAUUCAAGUGGCAUUUAUCUCCAAAAAAUUCAAAGCAAGGCCAAGACUUGGGAUAGCUUUUAGAAGAAGGGAUGCAGAGUUGGUUUAUGAACUUAAAGACGAUGAAAGCCAUUCUCAUAAAUACUUUGCUAAAAAGAAGAAAUCAGCAAAAAGAUCAAGAAAAUCUUCGAGAUCAUCAGUUUCAACGGAAAUUUCAGCUGCUAGCAGUCUUAGGAGAGAACGCUACAGAUUGACAAUGAGUAAGAGGGAGUUAGCAAAAGCAGAAUAUAAAGAAGUGCAACAAGAGUCUAGCCAAAAUCUGAUGGCUGUCACUUUAGAUUCACUUGGUGACUCUCAAUCGCUAAUAUCUGAAAGAUCUUUUAAAAUCAGUUAUUCCAAGCACGGGAAGAAAAUGCUGAACAAACUUAUCAAUUCGGCAAAAAGGACAGAUAUAAAUGAAACGAUUGGCAUUAAAAAAAGACUGCUCGUUAGGGAGGCCAUAAGUCUACGACAUCCGAAACUAACGCAGAUAGUCGCAAUACUGAAAACAUCAUUAAACGUCCUUCAGCAGGACGUACAUUUCGGUGAUAUUCUGAGAUGGUCUGAGGAAGGAUACCUAUCACUCAAGAAUGCUGAAAAACUCCUACCGCCCAAACUUACGUUGUGUAAAGACAACAAGCACAUUUUUAAUCAAAUAAUAACUUCGCAUUCCAAUCUCGAAGGACACACUUACAACAUGGGGAAGUUUGUCAAAGCUGAAGUCAACCCUCCAUUUAAGCCUUUAAUUCGACGCUACCUUACCGAAUUGGACUUACCAGAUGAUUUGGAAAUAAUCAUAGAUGAUUUAUUAUCUAGAGUGAACACAAAAUUGCCGUUUAUAAACCAUUUAAAUAUGGAAGGGAAGGCCAUGGGUUUCAUAAUAUUUUCACUGAAACUCCUGUUCGGGUUAGAUGACAUUACUGAAAAAAAUCAUUCUAACUUUGCCGACUUGAUAAAUAACGACCCAGAGGCAAAAGGUGAAAAAGGAGAACAGUUUAGUUGGGACAAAUGGACAAGAUUUAUUGUCGGCCGGUCCGCUAAUAUAGCUAGAAUCCAUUUACCAACUACCUACAAGUAUUAUAGAGCCAGUUACAUUGGUGGGUCAGAUACUUUUCUCUCUCAAUGGGACAACUCUCAAAUAAAAUACUCAUUCAGUCGUCGAGAAAAUAUCGAUGACAAUAUUAAAAAUACAGUUAAAAGGCUUUUAAGAGAUUUUGUUUGCCCCUUAAAAGAACCUAAGACCAAACCUUCCAAGACACCUCAUUCUUCCUACUACACACUGACAAAAGGUCCUGUGCAGUCGUUCAAGAAUAAAUCUUUGUCAUAUUUAUUAAAGCCAGAUUUCCGGGAGAAGAUGUUGGACAAAUUUAAUCUCACAAGUUCCACUGAGUUGAACCAGCAGUUCAUUAUUGCAUCGAACAACAACGUAGAACCUCCAAAAGUGUAUAAAACUAGCAAGGUUAAAAAAGUCAAAUUGAACAUUAUCGACACAGAUACUGUAAAUUUAUUGAGGGUCGAUAAUGAAGAUGACGACAGAUACGAGGAAGAGACCUCACAAGUAAACAAUUGUAUUUACUUGCCAGGUGGAUCGUACUGGAUGUUCGACAAAGAAAUAUGUACGAGAGGCUUAGCACAGAACGACUUUGAUGUAGCCGCACCUAUGAUAUUCCCUGCGAGCUUUUUCUGGCUUUUAAACGAAUGUGCCACAAUGAUAAACCAAGGGACAUAUAACGUCUACAGGGAACUUGUAAAAAUAGAAAAAGCUUUUUUACUGACAGACAUCACAGAAAACAUCACUUCUUGGCCAUGAUUAUACUACCAACCAUAAGUAUUUGACACCUGUGUCAAUCCUUUUAUAGCUUUUUUGAAAGUCGACUCAAUAUGGCCUCCCCAAUUAUUGAUCACAACCUUACAAAGUUAAGACAAACUUGGAAUUAAUUUUUUGAGAGUAUUUCUUCCAUUUUUGCAGCAAACAUUUCUGAAGAUUUUCUUAACAUUUCUGUCAAGCUUGUCCCCCCACGGUAACUAUAGGAUUCAAAUCAGGCGACAGGUGACUUCCAGCUUAUUUUCCUGUGUUAAUGCAAAUAUCUUUACAAACUUAGAAGUGUGUUUGGAAUCGUCAUGCUGUAAUGUAAUUUUUUGCCAAAAAUUCUCCUUCAUAUAGGAACAUUUCAUUUUUCCAAAUAGUGACGUAUCGUUCUUUUUUCAUCAGCAAUUCAAUUAUAUUCUAUUUAAGGAAAUUUGACGAUUAAAUUUGCCAAUUUAGUAGUAUGCGAUAAUCAUUUAACUGACAAUUUCUUCUUUUGAUCUUGUAAUUUUUGAGUGUUUUUGUGUGCUGUUUUUGUAUUAAAAAUGAAUGUUUCAUCUCUGAGGAGUGAAAGGAAUUAAAACUUUUAGAACCUGAAAAUGGCUUCUAAUACUUUUUUUUGAAAUGAAAGUGAUGAAAGACGAGUAAGUUCAGAAAAAUUUUAAGAAACAGAUCGCUUGAGCCCAGAAAAAACCAGGUUGUACUAAAAAAUCACAUUUAUUUUGUUAUAGUUGGUUACCUUUUCGAAUUUUAGAAAAAAUUAGGUUGGCAAAUACUUAUGGAUGAUAGUAGGUUGUCAUAUGUUAAAACAAAUUUUUGCACAUAAUUUAGUGUUUUUUAAAUUUUUUAAUCGUAAUGUUC